AGUAUUAAUGUUUUUAUUGCUUCUCUUAGCAUUUGUUCAUCCAAUCCCUAUUUCAGAUUAAAUUCAACCUACAUUCCUUAACAAUCUUGAUACACCUGAAAAUUAACCCAAAUAAACCAAGGAAGUAUUCUUAUUAGAAAUUGCGGAUUAUUUCCAAGGUACCCCAUUUUAUAAUUUUUUGAGUAACUUAUUAUUUCUUAUUAAUUUAGAUUUAGAAAAUAAAGAUAAUGAAACAAAACGAAUAGUCAUUGCCACUGUUUUGUCAAUUGUACUAAUAGUCGUUUUGUGUGUGAUUAUCUAAUUUAUAUUGGAUAUAGCCAAAUAAUCCAAUAUCUAAUUAAGUAUUGAAAAGAAGCCAAACUUGUCUGAUUGAUGGGUUUUAUAUCGAUG
This is a messenger RNA of Paramecium sonneborni, 390 nucleotides long. The record is from the annotation of a GenBank genome assembly. NCBI's taxonomy places the organism in Eukaryota, Ciliophora, Oligohymenophorea, Peniculida, Parameciidae.